AUGGAGGUGGGGCUGGUGGACUGGACGGGGGGCUUCCUGACCGGAGAGCGCUUCGGCGGCGGCGUCGACGUCUCCGGCACCGCCCUCGGGUGGAAGCAGACGUGGCUGCUGGAGGCGGUGCCGGAGGCGGCGGGGCCGGGGGCGGGGCCUCCCCGGUGGUGGGCGUGCCUGCGUGGGCCCGGGGGGCGCCCCCUGGUGGCAGAGGCAGGCGGAGCGGUGCGGACGUCGCCGCUGCCGGGGGAGGGCACGCUCUUCGUGGUGGAGGCGCACGCGAGCGGGGCCUGGAGCUUGUGCGAGGCCGGCGAAGGCGAAGGCGGCGGAGGCGGGGGCCGCUUCCUGGAGUCGGACGGCGAGGACGUCUUCUGCGUGGCGUGCCCGCCUUCGCCGCGAGGCCUCUGGCUCCCGCGCCUGGCCGCCCCGGCCUUGGCCUGCCUCUUCCACCCGCCCCGGGGCCGCUAUGCGCGCGCCGAUCCCGAACUCUGCCGCGUCUGGGUCGACGCCGACGAGCCCGAGGGACCCCAGUGCGGCUUCUUGGUCCGGCGCGCAAGGGGCGGCGCCUGCGUGCACCUGGAGGCCUGCAGGCGGCGCUUCGUGUCCCGCGAGGGGCGCCUGGCCUCGCAGCCGUCGAGCAAGACCGCGCUGCUCCUGCGCCUGCGCCCCGGCGGGUGGGCCGCGCUCUCGGACCAGCGCGGGCGCCCGCUCUUCCCGCAGGGGCCCCGCGGACUCCUCCGCCCCGCAGACCCCGACGACGCCGUCGGGGAGGGAGGGGAGGAGCAGGAGUGGUUCCAGGUGCAGCGCCUCCCGCCCCGCGUCGCCCUCCGCAGCCCCGCCGCCGCCCGCUUCCUCUCCGUCCUCCAAGGUGGUGACGUGUAUGCCGGGUCCCGAAAUGCCACUCCUUUGGGCUCCUUCCUGCUGGAGGCCGACCUCGAUGGGGAGACCCUGCGCCUGCGGGGGCCGCACCAGAAGUACCUGGCCCAGCGGGGCUCCGGGGCGGUGAGGGCGGACGGCGAGGCGCGGGACCCGGCGACCCUCUUCCGCGCGCUCUGGCUCUGCGGGACCGUCUUCCUGCGCGCCGCCGACGGGCGCUUCCUGGGCACGGGGCCCCGCGGGAGGGUGCGCGCCACCGCCGCCGAGCCAGGCCCCAGAGAGGAGUUCUGGCUGCGCCUGGCCGACCGGCCCUUCGUGGUGCUGCGCGGGGCGAGGGGCUUCGUGGGCAGCCGGGGGCCCCCCUCGCCCCCCUCCUCCCCCCCGAAGCGGGGCCUCCUGCUGCCGCCCCUCCGCGGGGACCUCCUGGAGCCCGACGUGGUGGAGCUGCUCCCCUGCGCCAGGGGCGUCUACCACCUCCGCAGCCGCGGGAAGGGCUUCUGGGGCCUGGGCGCGGAGGGGGCGCUGUUCUGCGGGGGGCGCGCGGCCCUGAACUUCUGCCUGGAGCUGCGCGGCCCCCACCGCCUGGCCCUCCUGGCCCCCAACGGGCUGUACGUGCGGGGGGACCACCGGGGGGCCCUCUGCGCAGACGCCCACGACCCCCACCAAUGCCUCUGGGAAUUCUAGGAGGAAGGACACGAAGAAGGAAGGAAGGAAGGAAGGAAGGAAGGAGACGCCCCAGGAAGAGAGAGAGAGAGAAUAAAAUACACCGCCCCCCACACACCACGAGGUUCACAGUCAGUCAUUGAAGGCCCCAACUUGCAGGGCAGAGGUCAAGGCAGGGGGGGCUUCCUUCCGUCGGGGGGGGGGGGGCAGCAGGGGCACGGUGGCACGGCCACUUCCUCUCCGGACCAGAAGCAGCAGGAGGAGCCGGAGCAGAGACCCCCUCCUGGGGGAGAGCAAGAAGGGGGCGGGGUGAGGGGGCAUUCUGGCAGGAAGACCCCCGAGCGGGCUCCCCUCCCCCUCCCUGUGGUGAUGGAGACCCCAGCCCCACCGAGUGUCCACAGUGCAGCCUGCUUUCCGCUUUAAUGCAGGAAGCAACGCUCCUUGGCUCCACUUGGUUCAGGGGAAGGCCAGCUCACUGAACCUGCGCUAAAGAUUCCCAGUCGCCAAGUGUUGGCACAGGUGCUCUACUACCAGGCCUGGGCCCACUCUGGCCCUCCCUCCAGGUGUUUUGGACUUCCCACUCCCCCAGUUCCUAACAGGCCCCCCCUUCUCCCCCCUCAAGAAAGGAAAGGAAAGGAAAGAAAGGCUUCAAACGACAGGAAAGGAAAGAGAUUCCACCUGAACAUGAGGAAGAACUUCUGGCUGUGUGUGUGUGAGAGAGAGCUGUUCAGCAGUGGAACUCUCUGCCCAAGCGGGAGUGUGGUGGAGGGAGGCUCCUUCUUUGGGGGCUUUGAAACAGGCUGGAUGGCCAUCUGCCGGGGGUGCUUUGGAGGCGAUUUUCCUGCUUCUUAGCAGUUUGGGGGUGGACUGGGUGGCCCACCAGGUCUCUUCCAACUCUAUGAUUUGAGGCUUUUAGGAAUUGUGGGAGUUGAAGUCCAGAACACCUAGAGAGCCGAAGUUUGCCUGUGAUGGCCUUUCACUGCACCCCCACCUUAAAAUAUAUACAGUAGAGUCUCACUUAUCCAAGACUCAUUUAUCCAAGGUUCUGGAUUAUCCAAGGCAUUUUUGUAGUCAAUGCUUUCAAUAUGUAUUGUGAUAUUUUGGUGCUAAAUUCAUAAAUACAGUAAUUACAACAUAACAUUA
Messenger RNA from Anolis carolinensis (green anole), 2673 nucleotides. It is a transcript of the gene fscn3, whose product is annotated as fascin actin-bundling protein 3. The record is from RefSeq and is a predicted model, not a curated record. Bases 1 to 1551 code for a protein of 516 amino acids. The transcript is spliced from 6 exons. Gene Ontology annotation, molecular function: protein-macromolecule adaptor activity; actin filament binding. NCBI's taxonomy places the organism in Eukaryota, Metazoa, Chordata, Lepidosauria, Squamata, Anolidae.